Teleopsis dalmanni is the source of this 668-nucleotide messenger RNA. Its product is annotated as mitochondrial fission process protein 1-like. Gene Ontology annotation, biological process: mitochondrial fission. The record is from RefSeq and is a predicted model, not a curated record. The coding region runs from base 175 to 642 and encodes 155 amino acids. Gene Ontology annotation, cellular component: mitochondrion. The transcript is spliced from 2 exons. Lineage: Eukaryota; Metazoa; Arthropoda; Insecta; Diptera; Diopsidae.
UUAAAGUGCGAAAAAUAUAUGAAAAUGUUAGGGUUGCUAUUGCACAAUUUUUAAACAAUUGUAUUCAAUCGCUAUGAACUCAAAAAACUAAUACGAUCAAGAUAAAAUUGUAUGUUAUGCAAGGAUGAUAUCCUAUACAAAAUGUAAAAGUAUUACAUUAAUAAGUAAUUGUAAAUGCAAACUAUGUCUGAUGACGCAGAACCUUAUGAUAUUUUUCGGCAUAGCUGGUUGCGUUACUUGGGUUACGCGAAUGAAUUAGGUGAAGCCUUUAGACCCCUUGUCAGAGUCUCGAUAGUACGAGCGCUAUAUUUUGUCGAUACAAGUUAUAUCAUCGCGGAUGCAAUAGACAAAACAAUUAAAAUAAGAAACACAGAUAAGAGUGAUAGAGUAGCUUUAAUUACUUUUUCCGAUGCUAUUUUAUGGCAGAUGAUGGCAUCCGUUGUAAUAUCAGGAUACACUAUAAAUCGAAUAACUUGGACUACUGGACGUUUGCUCACAUAUGUAAAGGCAUAUAAGAGAAUUAUUAAUAUAGUUCCUACAGCUACAGGCAUAGCAUCCAUUCUAAUUAUAGCACCUCCUAUUGAUAACUUGGUUAAUCGCAUUAUGAAUUAUACAUUCAGAAAAUGGUUCAAAAUUAAUUAAUAGUAGAUCAUAUAGAUCAUAUUGUC